AUGGGUGAGCGGGGAACACCUGGGAACCCUGGGGACGACGGGAUAGGGUCGCCCGGCAAGCAGACCGCGACGCUACUGCCGGGUACCAGCUUCGAUCUCGAGACUGGCACAUUCACGUGUAGUGUGUCGGGCACCUACGUGUUCAUGUUUUCUAUGAGCAAAUAUCCUUCCAGCAGCUCACUGUACGUCCUGCUCCGGAAGAACGACGACCCGGUUAUCACUGGCUUAAGCAGAGCAAGUCACUGGCAGCCGAUGUCUGGGAGCGCGGUGCUGGUUCUGCAGCAAGGAGACACGGUGUAUCUUACCAUGAGUGACAGCAUAGGUCCGUCGCGCCGAUCUCCUGUGCCCGCGUCCUACAGCCUCAUUCCACAUGCAGUCAGGCUGGCUAGGCCGUCCGAGUUGCUCCAACCAAGAUGA
Molecule: messenger RNA, 417 nt
Organism: Patiria miniata (bat star)
Lineage: Eukaryota; Metazoa; Echinodermata; Asteroidea; Valvatida; Asterinidae
Product: caprin-2-like
Exons: 3
Coding region: 1-417 (138 amino acids)
Molecular function (GO): protein binding
Source: RefSeq, a predicted model, not a curated record